AUGAUUAUUUUUAAACAUUCACAUAGAAGAUCAAAAUUAUUAAAAACUAUAAAACCUAUUAAACUAACUUAUGGUGUUUGGACUAUUAAAUUAAAAAAAUUUUUGUUUUGUAAACAAACAUUUAUAGAUUUUUUAAAAAAAUGUUUUAAAUUUUGAAAAAAAUCUUAUAAUUUUAAAAUUUAUAAAGUUACAAUUAAUACCAAAAAAUCUUUAGAAAGUAGAAUGGGAGGAGGUAAAGGUGAUAAUUUAUAUAAAAUUUUUUCAUUUAGACCUGGUACUUUCCUUUUAGAAUAUUAUAAUUUAAAUAAAUAUCAAAUAUUAUAUUUAUUUAAAUUAAUUAGUUGAAAUAAAAAAUAUUAUUUUAAAUUUUUAAAAAAGAAAUAUAUAUAA
Molecule: messenger RNA, 390 nt
Organism: Toxoplasma gondii ME49
Lineage: Eukaryota; Apicomplexa; Conoidasida; Eucoccidiorida; Sarcocystidae
Source: the annotation of a RefSeq genome assembly